Messenger RNA from Cucurbita maxima (winter squash), 2823 nucleotides. Its product is annotated as C2 domain-containing protein At1g53590-like. Gene Ontology annotation, molecular function: lipid binding. The transcript has 14 exons. The record is from RefSeq and is a predicted model, not a curated record. NCBI's taxonomy places the organism in Eukaryota, Viridiplantae, Streptophyta, Magnoliopsida, Cucurbitales, Cucurbitaceae. Bases 528 to 2711 code for a protein of 727 amino acids.
ACAAACAAUCGGGUCUAACAGCGUUUCAUUACCACAAGAUCUCAAUCGGGUCUUAUCUAAUCCCUCUCUAAAACCCCAUUUGGAAUUGAUUCAGUUUUCGAUUUCACUAUUCGUUUUGUUGGGCUAUUCCAUGUAUUAAAGUUCGUUCGAAUUUCUUCAAAAAAGGCAAUAACUUGUGUUCAUCUUCGAAGGGGUUCUUUCAAACCCAGAAAAACGGUGCAUCCCCAUGAUAUAAUGGGUAUAUAUGUUGGAAUUUAUUGAUAUCAUAUGAUCAGAGAGAGACCCAGUUGGUUCUCUUUCUCUUAUCUUCCGAUGCCGACGCAUACUCGACACGUGCUUGCUGAAGUAACUUACUUCCAAGUUUCAACAGCGCCGAGUUUCUUCGCUCUUGCGGCACCGUUGUUACUGUCGAGAGAAAUGAUGAACAGAGAAGUUCAUAACCUGUACUGUCACUUUAUAAAUGGGAUUCGAUUCCUUUGUUCUUACUAGUGAUUUUUCUGAAGUGUUAAGGAAGAAGAUUGAUUCUAAUGGAGGUUUCGAUAAUGGUUCAUGUGGGAUUGAUCCUUUUUCUUCUAUGGUUACUUUCCGCUUACAAUUGCUGCCAUCUUGCUGCAUAUUUCAUCUCCUUCAUCUAUCUCUAUCUGGUGCAUGAACGGUUCUUUUGGAGAUUGAGGAAGAAAUUCAAAUUUGAGGAGAGAAAGCAAGCUAAUCAGAGAAGGGUUCUUACGGAUUCUGAAACAGUUGGAUGGUUAAACCAUGUGGUUGAAAAGAUAUGGCCUAUAUGUAUGGAGCAUAUUGUUUCUCAGAAGAUUCUCCUCCCAAUCAUACCUUGGUUCUUGGAGAAGUACAAACCAUGGACUGCUAAGGAGGUUGUGGUUCGACAUCUAUAUUUGGGAAGAAACCCGCCUAUGUUUACUGAAAUGAGGGUUCUUCGUCAGCCUAGCGAGGACGACCACUUGGUUCUGGAGUUGGGAAUGAACUUUCUUACAGCUGAUGAUAUGAGUGCAGUAAUUGGGGUGAAGCUAAGGAAAAGACUUGGGUUUGGAAUGUGGGCAAAGUUACAUCUAACAGGAAUGCAUGUGGAAGGAAAGGUUCUGGUUGGUGUGAAGUUUCUUCGGGAUUGGCCACACCUCGGUCGUAUUCGAUUAUGUUUCGCUGAGCCUCCAUAUUUUCAGAUGACUGUCAAACCCAUCUUUACACAUGGUCUUGAUGUUACCGAACUUCCCGGGAUCGCUGGAUGGCUGGAUAAACUGUUGUCCGUUGCCUUUGAGCAGACACUUGUUGAGCCCAAUAUGUUGGUUGUUGACAUGGAGAAGUUCAUUUCACCACAAUCAGAAACCUGGUUCUCGGUGAACGUGAAGGAACCCGUUGCCCAUAUUGUGGUUGAAAUUAUUGAAGGAGCAGACAUGAAACGAUCUGAUCUAAACGGUCUAGCUGAUCCAUAUGUAAAAGGCCAGUUGGGUCCAUACAGAUUCAUGACCAAAAUACAAAGGAAAACACUGUCUCCGCAGUGGCACGAGGAGUUCAAGGUCCCAAUUGUCACAUGGGAGUCGGAAAAUGUGCUUGCUAUUGAAGUUCGUGACAAGGACACAUUCGUCGACGACAUGCUUGGAAAUUGUUCCGUCGGCCUAGCGGACUUGAGGGAUGGAAGACGACACGAUAUAUGGUUGCCUCUUGAAAAUAUUAAAACGGGUCGAUUGCAUCUCGGGAUCACUGUUUUUGAAGACAAAAAGAAGGCGGAGUAUCCUUCUCCCAAAGGGCCCUUGAAUGUGGGAGAGCCUCAUAAGGAUUCCCCUAGAAGUGAAAUCAAGGAUGACAAGGAUUCAAUCUCAACUAUACCAGUGGAGUCUCAGAGAGGGAUAGACAAUUUCGAGCCAAUCGACGUUGAAGGGCAAAACGAGACAGGAAUAUGGGUCCACCGUCCAGGAAGUGAAGUUUCAAAAACUUGGGAGCCUCGGCGACUUGAUACCAAAAUUCCUAGGGAGCCUAAUGAAUGCAGUGGUGAGAUAACAUCCUUUAAUAGUGAUUCUAGCAGCUCUGAUGAUAAUCCUGAGGAUAAACGUCGAAGGGUAUCAGUUCGCAGAGGACUAAGAAAGUUGAGUUCAGUUUUUCACCGGAGUCCUCGGGGUGAGGGCCGGUCGGGUAGCUUAGAGGAGACUGUUAAAUCCCCCCAAUAUGCCAAUAUUAGGGCCUCAAAUGCCAAGGAGGGAGGUGUUAAGGUUAUUCUCUUAGAUAACAUCUCUGGAACUGCUUCUGAUAGGGUAUCAAAAGACGGGAAAUCGAGCAACGACAGUAGCGAUUCAGAAAGCCCAGGAAAGGAGGGUGGUAAAGUGAGAGGCAUGGCAAAGAGCUUUUACAGACAGGCUGAGAAAUCUGCUCGCAAUAUCAAACACGCAUUGACACACAAAGGGUUGAAUAAAUUCCAAAGUGAUUCAUCAGGAAUGAAUGAGAGAGAUGGUGCAGAAGAAUCAGAAUGUUGUGGUGAUGAACCUGAUGUGCCAGCUGAAGCCACCACCGCUGCAGCUUCUCACGGUGAUUCGUUUAAGAAGGAGAAUGUGGUGGCCACAGGUUCAAGUGACAAUGUGAAGGACAAUGAGCAGCACUCAACAGAGAAGCUUAAUGCAGCACCCUUGGAGAGGAUAGAAGACGAUGAAGAUGAUAAACCUGCAAUCAACAGUGACAAAAUGAUUGGAACUUCAAAAAACAUGUAGAAGUUUGAGAAUUUGUAAACGGAAUUCCUGUAAAGAGAUGGUAUAAGCUAUAAAUAUUGUGAAGUUCAUAGAGAAAAGCUCUUCAGCUCUCUUCAGCAUCAUAUUUGGUGUA